This is a messenger RNA of Haliotis rubra (blacklip abalone), 1206 nucleotides long. RefSeq names its product proteasome assembly chaperone 1-like. Bases 20 to 841 code for a protein of 273 amino acids. The transcript is spliced from 6 exons. The record is from RefSeq and is a predicted model, not a curated record. Gene Ontology annotation, biological process: proteasome core complex assembly. Lineage: Eukaryota; Metazoa; Mollusca; Gastropoda; Lepetellida; Haliotidae. Gene Ontology annotation, molecular function: proteasome binding. Gene Ontology annotation, cellular component: endoplasmic reticulum.
CGAUAUGUAAAUAUUCAAAAUGGCGACUUUCUUUGGCGAAAUCUUGCCAGUCACGUCUCGUGCGGUUGACGACGAUGAUGACGAAGAAGAUGACGUACCCGUUGCAAGUUCCUCCUUUGUACACUGGUCAUCAAAGACAAGAGAGGAAAUGGAGAAGACGUCCACUAAAAAAUUGCCAUGUGACACCCUCAUCGUUGCUGUGGGACCAGCAGCCACAGGAUUCACACAAGCAUUUAUUAUGCAAGACAGAUAUGAGACUCUUGGAGGAGUCUUCAGCGGUCUAAAAGAUCGGGAUAUUGUGACACUCGGCCAGCAGUCGGCUACGGACAAAACAUGCUUCCUGUACAGAUCCCUUGACAGUCCCGGGGUGGUCGUGUGUCAGUGUAAGACUGAUGUAGCACAGGAACAGUGUUUCUCCUGGGUGGAAGAGGUUCUAAGUAGUUUUGAGCUCUCCAGUUGUUAUGUGGCUGUGCUAUGCUCUCUGAUGACCAGCGAAUAUAAAAGUGACAUUCCAAUCUCAGAACUCACAACCCCAUUUUUGCGAGGGUUGAAGACGGCACAUUACCCAGCAUCCCCUGCAUGUGCGAUCCUGGAGCAGCCGAGUAUGUUGACCGGACUUCCUGCUCAAGUGAUGAGCUACUGUGAGGUGCACAAGGUGAAGGCCGUCGUCUACAUCAGCUACACUGACUCCAUCUUCCUCGACCUGCCCACGAUGAAGAUGUUUAAACCACUGCUUAAAGCUACACCUCUCAAGAACAUUGUCAAGAGCAAUCCCCAAGGUGACAAGAUGCUGCUGAAGAUUGUUGACCAACACACAAGUCAAAACACUCUGUACUUGUAGAAGUGAUCUGCGCAGGACACGGCCUCCUUUGGGCAUGACCUCCUUUGUGGACACUUCUAUUGACAGUGUAUAAGAUGAAGACUGUGGACCUGUUGGAGCCUUCCAUGAACAAUCACUCAUUGCAUCAGUUAACAUGGUCUUUGAUCCCUGCUUGGGUGGUCCUGUCUUGUCACCCUAAGGACACGAGUUUGAGUCCCAUGUGGUAUGUGGGUGAAGCCUAUUCUUGCUAUCCUGACAUUAACAGAAUAUUGCUAAAACAUAAUUUUAAACCAUGGGGCAAAGCAGCCUUGACUGAAGGCAGUGGGGUGGCACAGUGGUUCAAGUGCUUGCCUGUCAAAACAGACUCGAGUUCAGUUCCCAUCAUG